UGGAGAGGGUGUCACUGACAGAGAAGAACAGAAAGGCUACAGUUACAGUGGCGAUAGUUCGAUCAAUGAAGAUAUUCUGAAGCUACAACUCUGACGUCUCUCGGAAUGACACAGCAGUUGCCAUCGCUGGGUGGAAUACAGUGUCAGCGAUUGCAUUUCUGCAGAAGUGAUCAAGAGACAGCCAGCUGACAAUCACUGCACAGAGGAGGGAAACGGGAGGAAGACAUAUUGGAAACCUGCUAGACAAGGUCAGAAAGUGCUGAAGCUCAACUUGCACUGCUGCAUCUGCAAGAAAAACGAGCUAAGCAACAGUUAUGUGGUCUGGCUGCAUUGUUUGAGCCUUCAGUGUGAAACAAACACUGCAGCUACUGGCAUAUACAAGAAGCUCCUGAAGACUGAAGCUUGUCACCGUUGGAUUGCAGUGUGCACAUAUUUGUGGCCUGCUGUCAUUUCAUUCAUGUCACAGAGUACACUCUACAGUGUGAAUGGACGCCCAGCGCUAGCAGCUAACAUCAGUGGACUUUUCUGUCUACGCAACCAUCAUCUUUAUAUUUCUGGAUCUGGACUAAACUUCCAUCAGUGAGCCAAAGGAUCCGAACAACCUUUGAAAAAUAUUGUUUGGUUUGUACAGACUGUUUUUUUUCUAAGGGGAUUCACAGCAUUCAGCCAGGGUGUUAAGUGCAUUCUAGACAGGAUUACAGCCAUGUCACAUUGAACAGCUCAUUAGUCUGAGGUGCAUAAUCUACACAACAUACUGCUGCAUUCAGAGCCAGCAGUACUCCAUCUUCAUAGAGAUAUAUUAAGGUAAGAUCCAGUCAGGAGGUUUGGCAGCAGGGCCAGAUGUUCCUCAACACGUUGUUGGUGGUCCUGACGGACCUGGCUGCCCGGUUCCUGGGUAACACCGUGUUCCGGCAGCACUUCCACCUGUGGCUGUCAGCAGUGCUCAUGUUUGGCCCUGCACUGAGCUUCUGGGUCUCCCAGCACAGCGUCUUUGCCAAGAGAACCCACUUCCUCUACAGGAUGUUCUUGCGCUCUGGUUGGGGCUGGACCUGCGUCUUUGCUGGCUCCUUUGUCUUCCUCCUCUCCUUCUCCAUCCGCCGAUCCCUGUCUCUCUCCGUCCGUCACCUCUCCCGGCUCGGGGUGGCUGGCGGGCUGUGGUUUGGUUUCUGCAAACUCCUGUACCUUCUGGAGAACACCACAGGAAGCUGCUACGAGCCUUUACUUGGCGGCCCUGAUGUUGCUAAUGGGCAGCCUAUGUUGGUGCUGCGAGAGGGAGAGAGUAAGUCUGUGUGCCUCAAAGCUGGGAUGGUGUGGAGGGGGUAUGAAGUCUCAGAAGAUGUCUUCCUCCUCUGUCUCUGCUGCUUGCUGUUGGCUGAGGAGACAGCAGUGUUUGGCCCUUAUCUGAGCCUGGGUGGGAUAUCAGAUGCCCCGCUGAGGAUCCUCUUCCUGUUCUGUGUCCUCCUGCUUGGACUCUGGAUCUUUCUGCUGCUCUGCCUCUUAGCUUACUUCCCUCAGUUCCCCACGCAGCUGCUAGGGGGCGCUCUGGGGUGUCUGAGCUGGAGGGGACUGUACCAGGGCUGGUACCGCCGGGGGCCCAGCUGGUGCUGCCCCGGGAGGCCUGGACAGGGACUGCUCAACACCAAGAACAGCAGUACUGAAGCAGAGGAUACAAAACUCAACCACGAUCACUGCAAUUAACUGGGGGAAAAAAACAACAACAAAAAUGACACAAAGACGAAUUAAAUCAACAGCUGGGGGUUGUUCGGCUCAAAAUUCUGUUCUGUCCAUUUGUUUGUCCUAACAGCGAGAAAUCUUGUGCAUGCCUUUUUUUCUAAUGUGUGCCAGUAAAGCAAAUAUAUGCUGUAGUUUUCUGUGACGUCAUAACAGGGUCAUAGUGGUUAACUGGGUAUUUUCCACAAGCCAGGAAUGGGACAGUGAUUGCCAAUAAGAUUCAGGCUGGAAAUGUUUCUGAGACUUUACUGAACCUAAAGCUCCACUUGUGUUUACAAUACAGAGAAAAAAAAGUAACUGACAUGAUUUGAUUGGUAUGUGAUUUAUUAACAGAGGAAAUAUAAAAACAUUGGUCAAUGAUUUGGUUACACAGUUUCUCUGUUCAGGUGUAUCUAUGUCACUUGUGUUCCAAACUUCAAACUUCAGUCUCAGUUAACUUCCAUUGUGUCCUGUUUUGUUAUAGCAUGUCUCAUCAAUUUUCAUCCAUUGUUGCAUUAAAAAUAACUUCCGUAGAUUGUACUAUUCCUCUGGUUACCAUAUUCUCAUUCCGUUUCUUGUGCCAGUUUAUACACUGUGUGAGUAUACAGAGGCCAACAACACUGUACAGCCAUGCAAACAGCUGUGAGGUGACAGAAGGUUGUGUGUAUUCAAGUUUACCAUCUUAAUUUAGGUUCUUAAUAAUAACAAUACAUUCAAUUUAUAUAGUGCCUUUCAGGGUACCCAAGGACACUUAACAAAGUGGAACAAACAUAUAUGAAAACAAACAUUCGUAGCAGACUUACACAUUGGCACUAACAAAAACUACAGCUGCAGAUAGUGACGUUCAUUUCCUUUAUACUAAUACUUCGGAAUUUCAUUAGACUUGCAGGUAUUAGGCCAUAAUCCUCUCAGCUGUACCUUAUUGCUCAUUAGCAUUCAUGUUAACAAUGCUAACUAGAACCCUAAGAUGGUGAGCGUCGUAAACAUACUGGCACCUGCUAAAAAUCAGUAGAUUAAACUGCCUAUGUAAGAAAUGUUCUUAGUCUCUUCAGGUGGUGACAGUUGAUAGAAAAACAAUUAGGUGACAGACAGACAGAGAAUGUAACUCAGGCCAGAUGUGAACCAGGAGUGUUGCAGUUCACAAUUAGUAUCUCCAAGUCAACUGAUUUGACUUUGUAAGGCGACACGCCUAGAAAUAUGCAAAUUGUGUUUGAAGUUUCUAACAUUACAGCGCAAACAAAAGGAAAACGUUGUGUAGUAAUUUGUGUCUGACUCAUGCUGUAUUCAUAACAAAUUAACAUGUCUUAAUAAAAAUUAGCCAACAUUUAAUGACUAAGCUCCAAAAUGCUGACAGUAUCUAACAGGAGAAACACUUCACCCUUCAGCUACCUGUGAAGAAACAAGACAAAGGACCGUACUUCCUCCUAAAUUUCAAUUUAUUGAUAAAACGUCUCCAGACAGAAAAUAUUUACAAAAGAUUAGCCAUCAAACAAUAGAGAAGAAAUGUUGUCUGGUCAUCUGAUACAGCAAAUCAGCUGUCAACCUCAGUAAUUACAUGCAGUUUCACAGCGCUCAGAAGGUGUUCAGAGGUUGUACCAUUCAUCACUUACAUCAUUACAAAAACAUGAAGCUUUUGUCUGGAAAGCAGGAAUCAAUUCAUUUGUGGUUGAUUGCAGCUGGGUCAACUCAGCAUCACCAUCAUCCAUGCUUUCACUUCUAAUCAGAAAAUGUUCAUUAAAUCUAUCAAAAAAAAAAAAAAAAAAAAAAA
Molecule: messenger RNA, 3478 nt
Organism: Acanthopagrus latus (yellowfin seabream)
Lineage: Eukaryota; Metazoa; Chordata; Actinopteri; Spariformes; Sparidae
Gene: fitm1l
Product: fat storage inducing transmembrane protein 1, like
Exons: 2
Coding region: 841-1698 (285 amino acids)
Biological process (GO): phospholipid biosynthetic process; lipid storage; lipid droplet organization
Cellular component (GO): endoplasmic reticulum membrane
Source: RefSeq, a predicted model, not a curated record